AUGAUUGAAUUUGUGUUCGAGGAUGAUGAUGGGAUGGUUGAGGAGCAAGACUUGGAAAGUUAUGAUGUAGUUCAACCUUUUGCAUGGGACAAAAAUACAACCCAAUUAUUAGUUGAGCAGUACAUGAGUUUGAAGGAUGCAUUUAGAGAUCCAAAAGUUAAAAAAAAAAAGCUGUGGACUAAAAUUAAAAACGAAUUUUUGUCUAAACGCCAUCACGUAACGGAGGACAUAUUGGAUCGUAAAUGGAGGAAUUUGAAGAAGACUUAUACAGGAAUAAAAGAUAAUAUUCGAAAAACAGGAAGGGGGAGAAUUUACUGGGAAUAUUAUCACCAGUUCAACGAAAUAUACAGGGAAGACAAAACUGUCAAUCUUCCAACAACUAUUUCGACUUCAACACCAUUGUCAGUAAUUCAGAAGUUGCCAAUAAAAUUGCAGCCCCUGAAUGAAGUUGGUCCUCGGGACCUACCCCAACCCAGUGUUCCAGCCACUCCUCAAAAGGAAUCCAGUUUACUUACUCCGUGA
Molecule: messenger RNA, 522 nt
Organism: Ceutorhynchus assimilis (cabbage seed weevil)
Lineage: Eukaryota; Metazoa; Arthropoda; Insecta; Coleoptera; Curculionidae
Source: the annotation of a GenBank genome assembly